UGUGCUGAGCUUUGGUGGGGUCGCAGCUAGAGGUUUGUGCACGAAUUAUUCGAGUGCCACAAAAAAGUAGUGCAAAAGUAAUUGUAGCCACGCACAGAACCCGUUGACAGAGAGCUCGCUGGCUGGCCUGGCUGACUGACUGGCCUGGCUGAGAGGCUGUCUGGCUGGCUGUUGAACCCGUCUAACUCGUUGGCUUUUUGGCCACUUAAUCCGCAACGCCCAGGCGCGACUCAAGGCAGCCAGCGGGCAGUUCGCCAGUUCUGAUUGGAACGCCACACAGCGCGGUUUAGCGAGCGCAGCCAGCGAUUGACUCCACUCGACUUGAGCACACGAACGCAUUGUUGGCCAGGAUGCAGUGCAGCUAUUGUGUAAUGCUGCUCGCCCUGCUGGCCGUCUGUCCGAGCAGCUGCCAAGAGGACAGCCGGACCAAGCGCGGCACCAUCACCCUCGACUUUGGCCUCCUGCUGCGCAAUCUGCUCCAGAAGAGCGCCGAUUUGUCCAGCGUCAAGGCGAACAUUACUCGCAAUGUAAUCAAUGCCAAGACGACUCGACGACCCGCCACGAUGAGAACCACCACGACGGCGGCGCCACCGACAACAACACCACCACCACCACCACCACCACCACCGCCGCCACCGCCGCCGCGACGCCGACCACCGCAGUUGCCUCGUCUGGUGCCACGCGCACGACCACGCCCACAGCCGCAGCCAGCACCAGCAGCGCGCCGUCCGCCCGCUCAGCUGGCGGAUCAGUUGAUCUAUCAGUAUGCACAACCCGCUGAUAUCUACUCUAAGCCCAGUUUCGUCGAGGGCAGCGCUGCGGCUGCGGCUGCGGCAGAGGAGGGAGCUGAGCCAGCGACAGGCGCCGGAGCAGCGACUGAUGAUGGCGACGUGCGCAACGAUGGUGCCGCAGCGGCAGAGCAAGAUAUUGAUGACACGGCGCAGCCUGGCAACUCCGACCCAGAACCGAGUCCCAAUCCGAAUCCCAAUUCGAAUCCCAAUCCGAAUCCCUUUGCCUACCUGGAGCAGCCCAACAAUUUCAAAUCGAGCCCCAAUGCGUUUCUGGUCAACUAUCCAGACGAUGAGACACUGAGCCAGCGUCAAGGCUUCAAUCUGAAGCCAUUCGGUUCGGUCAAUCUGGAUCUCAAUCAGCCGUCCAUCAACAGCUAUACAUCGCCAGGGUUGCCGUACUCCAGUUACUAUUUAAAGUGAGAUC
Drosophila navojoa is the source of this 1215-nucleotide messenger RNA. RefSeq lists its product as uncharacterized. Lineage: Eukaryota; Metazoa; Arthropoda; Insecta; Diptera; Drosophilidae. The record is from RefSeq and is a predicted model, not a curated record.